Molecule: messenger RNA, 297 nt
Organism: Neohortaea acidophila
Lineage: Eukaryota; Fungi; Ascomycota; Dothideomycetes; Mycosphaerellales; Teratosphaeriaceae
Product: Tim10/DDP family zinc finger-domain-containing protein
Exons: 3
Coding region: 1-297 (98 amino acids)
Source: RefSeq, a predicted model, not a curated record
AUGGACAACGCACUCGGUAGUCUGUCGCCCGAAAGCCUCCAGAGCCUGGAGAAGCUGUCGCCGCGAGAGAAGCAGGAGCUAGGCCAAAUGGCCAUGCAAGAAGUUCAGAAAGUGCAGAUACAACAGACCAUCCAUUCCUUGACGGACAUGUGCUUCAAGAAGUGCAUCACCUCGAGAAUCUCUUCCGGUAAACUGGACCGCAGCGAGGAGCCGUGCAUGCAAAACUGUGUCGAUAGAUACAUGGACGCCAACAUGACUGUCAUUCGGCAUUUGGAGCAGCUGAGGCAGGGUAGCUAG